Helobdella robusta is the source of this 306-nucleotide messenger RNA. RefSeq lists its product as hypothetical. Gene Ontology annotation, cellular component: cytoplasm. Gene Ontology annotation, molecular function: mRNA 3'-UTR binding. The annotation marks the transcript as partial. Lineage: Eukaryota; Metazoa; Annelida; Clitellata; Rhynchobdellida; Glossiphoniidae. The record is from RefSeq and is a predicted model, not a curated record. Gene Ontology annotation, biological process: regulation of mRNA stability. The transcript has 3 exons.
CUGCCCAGUCCCUUGCCAACCAAACGCAAUCGCACUUAUUCUCAGUCACAAAAAGCAUCAGCAGGGCCGAUCCUCAAUGGUGUAGUAAAAAGUUUUUGUAGACAAAAAGGUCAUGGAUUCAUCCAACCGAAUUCUGGUGGAGAACCUUUAUUUGUCCAUAUUUCAGACAUUGAAACUGAUUGUGCUCUAAAAGAUGGUGAUGAAGUUACAUAUAAACUCUGUCCCAUCCCACCUAAAAUGGAAAAGUUUAGCGCUGUACACGUGAAGAUGCUACGACCCAAGGAAGGAGUUGAACAUGAAAAGUGG